CAAUCGCCUUUUAUAAAUACCUAAACCAUAUGUCCCAUUUUCACCAAGAACCAGAAAUCUGAUAAUUGGUUUUGCCCUGAAAAUGAGGCUGAGCAGGUUUAUCCUAGCCAAUGCGGCCAUAUACUUGAUGGGGUUAAUCUCAAUCCUAACUCAUGUCUCCCAAGCCCAAAACUCCCACCAAGAUUUCGUCAAUGCACACAAUGCAGCUCGUGCCCGAGUUGGUGUGGGUCCAAUUCAUUGGAACUACACCAUUGCAGCCUAUGCUCAAAAUUAUGCGAACAAGAGGAUCGGAGACUGCAACUUGGAGCAUUCCAUGGGACCCUAUUCAGAAAACCUUGCCGGAGGCUGGAGUGGAUUGACUGCAGUAGAUGCGGUGAAGAUGUGGGUAGAUGAGAAGAAAUACUACAACUAUAAGAAAAACUCGUGUGUUGGCGAUGAGUGUCGGCAUUACACACAAAUUGUGUGGCGCGACACUGUGCAUCUCGGGUGUGCGAGAGUCAGGUGUAAGAGUGGAGGGAUAUUUGUGAUUUGCGACUACGAUCCUCCGGGCAACAACGAUGGCCAACGUCCUUACUAAAUUCAAGUUUUUACCAAGUGACUGUGUGUGUGUGUGUGUGUUUGUUAAGCAGCACAUGAUAUAUAUACUAUAUAUGUUGCUGCCCAGUAAAGUAUGGUUGUCGAUCGUGAUUGCAGUACUACUCUAUAUAUGUUCAAGCACGUACCACGAUGUUAUGAUCAUGAUGUUUCAUUAGCUGAAAUUAUAUGUUUCUCUC
Messenger RNA from Juglans microcarpa x Juglans regia, 773 nucleotides. Its product is annotated as basic form of pathogenesis-related protein 1-like. The transcript has a single exon. Bases 83 to 577 code for a protein of 164 amino acids. Lineage: Eukaryota; Viridiplantae; Streptophyta; Magnoliopsida; Fagales; Juglandaceae. The record is from RefSeq and is a predicted model, not a curated record. Gene Ontology annotation, cellular component: extracellular region.